Messenger RNA from Amphibalanus amphitrite, 3008 nucleotides. RefSeq names its product indole-3-acetic acid-amido synthetase GH3.2-like. Lineage: Eukaryota; Metazoa; Arthropoda; Thecostraca; Balanomorpha; Balanidae. Gene Ontology annotation, cellular component: cytoplasm. Gene Ontology annotation, molecular function: acid-amino acid ligase activity. The coding region runs from base 16 to 2361 and encodes 781 amino acids. The record is from RefSeq and is a predicted model, not a curated record. The transcript has 6 exons.
AGCGCUACCCGGAGAAUGUCUCACUGUGUGUCCUCCCACUUGCCGCCACACUGCACCGCUGGCGCGGCCCGCCGUGGUCGCGUAGGUCAGUUCUGCGCUGCCGGCGCGGCGCGCGCGGGGACGCUCGGACGGCCGGACACAUCCUGGUGGAGCGGGCCGAUCGGACUCGGCGUGCUGCACCGUGUGCAGAGAGCCAGUGCGGCCGCCGCGGGCACCCGGGCAGGACGUCGUGCGGCGAGAGGGGCGACACUGCAGGAACGCGCAGAGGACAGACUGGCCGACCGCGGGAGCAGCCAGUGGCCGCGGGACAACACGCCUCAACAGAGCCGGCACACGUCAUCAGAGAUCGCCAUGAUUUGGCUUCUGGGAAGCGUAGCGCUUCUGGUGACUGCGGCGGCGACGCUCUGCGUUCUGGUCGACUUCCUGCGCCGGCCGCGGUCCAACUCGCUCAGCCUGCGCAACCAGCUCGCCAUCUAUGGGAUCCAGCGCUGCGUGGGCGUGUUUGGCGCCUACCAGGGCCGCAAAAUGGAGCGUGACUCGAGACGCUUCAUGGAGGUGCAGCACGCGCUCAUUUCAACCAUCCUCCGAACUGGCGAGCGGACCCGGUACGGGCGUGACCACGGCCUGGCGCGGAUGCGCUCCCUCUCCGAGUUCCGCGCCCGUCACCCUGUCACCGAGUACGGUCACUACGCCGCCUACGUGCAGGCCGUUGAGGCAGGAGAGGAGACGGCAAUGUUCGGCGACGACGAGGUUUACCUGUUUGCCACCUCAUCCGGCACGACUGGCUCCAGCAAGCACCUUCCGAUGGGCCGGCAGCAGUUGCGGCGCAUCAUGCGCAACAUCGCGCCGCUGAUGGCCACCACGCAGGCGCAGUACAGCGGCGGCGCCAUCGCGCCUGUCCUGGUGGUCACCUCGCGCGUGAAGCCGUCGCUGAGCACCUCCGGUAAGCGGAUCUGCUCGCUGUCGCCGGUGCUGCAGGAGUCUCCGCUGGCGAGCCUGCAGUCGGUGACGCCGCCCUGUGUGACCGAGGUGGAGACGGAGUGGGCCGCCUGCUACCUGGGACUGCUGUUCGCGCUGGCCGAGCCCGAGCUGCACGCCCUCUUCACCAGCUUCAUCUUCGUCUUCCUGCGGCUGAUGGACGUGCUGGAGGAGCAGUGGCCCCGCUUGCUCUCCGAGCUGGCUGCAGGUAGGAUCGAGGACCAUCUCUCGCUACCGGAGCCGCUGCUGCGGCGCAUCAACGAGCACCUCACCCCGGCACCGGACCGAGCCAGGGAGCUAGAGCCUAUGUUCACGCAGGGCUUCGACCGCAUCAUCCCGCGACUGUGGCCUCGACUGCGCUUCCUGCAGGCAGCUCGCUCGGGGCUCGCCAGCGACAUGUACCUGACGCUGGCCAGACGGUACAUCGGGGACCUCCCCGUGCUCGACAUGGCCUACUGCAGCUCGGAGGCGUGGCUGGGCAUCAGCGCCGACCCGAGUGCCGCAGAGGUGCCCUUCACUCUCACUGCCGACUCGUGCCUUUACGAGUUUCUGCCCGUGUCGCACGAGGGGGAACACGCGCAGGCGACGUCCAAUCCCAUACCGGACGGCUCAGACGCCGGCGAAGGACCGAAUGACAGCCGACUCCGGCGGAGGGGAGACGCCUCCUCCGUGACACGCACGCACAACGUCCAGGAACAUAACAAGGAGACGGAUGACCCGCGAAGGACGACCACUGACCGGGGCGAGUCUCAUGACACUGCGGACGGAGGGGAGGACCUCCGACACCGCCUGCUGCUCGCCAACGAGCUGCGCGUGGGAGAAGACUACGAGCUGGUCGUGACUACCCGCUCUGGCCUGUACCGGUACCGACAGGGAGACGUGGUGCGCAUCUGCCGGUUCCACAACCGGGCGCCCGUCGUGCAGCUCCUCUACAGGACGGGCACCAACCUGAACAUCCACGGGGUGAACAUAUCCGGCCUGGCACUCUACAGCGCUCUGCGGGCGGCGGCGGAGCGCUGGCCGGGUCGAACGCUGCUCGAGUUUGGGACGGCUGAGAGCGCACUGGACGGGAGCCGGGCCGGGCUGCCGCCACAUCACCUCAUGUUCGUGGAGCUCUGCGGACCGCGGCUCACCGAGGCAGAGGCGGCACUGCUGGACACCUGCCUCCAGUCUCUAUCGGAAGGCUACGCGCUGAAGCGGAAGGAGGGGGCCAUCGGCGCCAUCCAGCUGCUUCAGAUGGAGCCGGGCGUGUUCCUCAAGCUGAGAGACAACAUGGCGGCACGCGGGCAGGCGCACUGGAGUCAGCUGAAACGACUGCACAUCCUCCGCCGUGCAGAGGACGUGGAGUUCCUCAUGAAACACGUGCUGCCACCUAUCGAGUGAAUGUGGAGGUUGAGUCUGGACUCUGGUGAAACGAACUCUUGAACGACGCGAUUGUUCGGUACUGCUUUGUGCUUGCGAAUACGGUAUUACGAUUCCUAUGCUUGCUAUGCUCUUAUUUUAAAAUGAAUGACAACCAUGGUCAUGAAAAUAGCGUGUUUAAGGACAGCGUUCGGGUAUUAGACAUAAGGCAACAUAAAGUGACGAAACUGGCUAAUAGACUAGUAUGCAUGGGUUGAAUGCGUUCAAGAGAUUCGUGGAAGCUUACUAGCAUCUAGAAUGUCUUAAUGGGCGUAGCUAUGUACAUUUUAUGUGUGUAUGACCGAGCUUCUUUUGUCGCAUUUUCAUCCCUAGUUCGAACCCUCAAUCGCACCCAGACCUCUGUCAUCUGUGUAACGGUCAAUACCUCAAUGCAUCAGAAAUACGUCAUUCUAGCUUAGUUUUACGUGGUUUCUACAAAUUAAAGGCAGUAGCGGUAUGCAGGGCGUUCGAACGUAUCUUUUGCCAGUUUGGGUAUGCCACGUUUCCUUCGCUCGACUAACUGGCGAAUAUUUGAAAAUAACAUGGGAAGCCCGGCCGUCCGGAGCGUCCUAUUGACCUCAUAUGUGACGUCAUUAGGCUUGAUAUCGAGAAUACACAAGAAGUGUACA